This is a messenger RNA of Mangifera indica (mango), 3625 nucleotides long. RefSeq names its product receptor protein kinase TMK1-like. The coding region runs from base 486 to 3344 and encodes 952 amino acids. Gene Ontology annotation, molecular function: ATP binding; protein binding; protein kinase activity. Gene Ontology annotation, biological process: protein phosphorylation. The transcript has 2 exons. NCBI's taxonomy places the organism in Eukaryota, Viridiplantae, Streptophyta, Magnoliopsida, Sapindales, Anacardiaceae. The record is from RefSeq and is a predicted model, not a curated record.
UUUGCUUGAAAUCCAAAUUCCGAUAGUCCUAAAACUAAAAUUUUCAAAUUGAAUAAUCGUGUUUCGGUCUUGCUCGAUCCGAUUGACAUGCGUGGAUGAAUAUGAGUCGUCCAGACUCCAUGUCCAUGCACCGUACCUGACGAUCUCCAAUGCCUGCUCUUUUGUGAAAGAAAAGGACCCCACGUCCAUGUGCCAACUUUCCAAUUUCAGUUUCUCCAGACAUAAAAUCCUAUAAGCUUUUUUUAAUUUAGCGCUCUCUCUUCCUUCAUCUACCACAUCUUUCCAAUAAUUUCUAUGUCUCCGCCGCUUCCUUUCUCUACAAUCCUAUCUUUCCAAACACACGAUCAACGCCAACACCUUCACAACUCAAAAACUACUCCAACAAACAAACGCCUUUCCUGCAAUGCCUGCUUAAGGCUCAUUUACUGUUAAAGUUUCCACCUUUUCAUAUUUUCCUUCACUUUCUCCCCUGUUUUCCCAAGAAAAUGAACAAACCCUAUCUGGGUUUUAUUUUCUCUUCAUUUUCCCUUUUCAUUUUCCCUAUUAUCUCUUUAACUUCUUCAGUUUACUCUCAGCCUAGUCCAGAUGCUGCAGCCAUGCAAGCUCUCAAAACCAGCUUAGCCGACCCGGCAAGCUUGGGCUGGAACGACCCUGACCCUUGCAAAUGGAAGCACGUUGCUUGUUCGAAGGAUAAACGGGUCAUCCGGAUCCAAAUCGGGUCACUGGGCUUGAAAGGAACUCUUCCACCGGACAUCAGGAACUUAACUUCACUGACUAAACUGGAGGUGAUGAAGAACGAACUGACUGGGCCUAUCCCAAGUCUUGCUGGGUUGAGUUCUCUUCAAGAAGUGCUUUUUAAUAACAACAGUUUCUCAUUUAUGCCCCUGGAUUUCUUUUCUGGGUUAACUUCUUUGCAAAGCAUUAGUCUUGAUUAUAAUCCCUUUGAGUCUUGGGAGAUUCCUGAGAGUUUAACAAAUGCAACGACUUUGCAGAUAUUUUCUGCAAACGGGGCUAAUGUCACGGGGACUAUUCCUUGGUUUAUUGGGGGAAAUGUGUUUCCAGGAUUAAAGAGUUUGAAUUUGGCUAGGAACAAUCUCCAUGGACAACUUCCGCAGAGUUUUGCUGGGUCAGCAAUUGAGACGCUUUGGUUGAAUGGCCAAAACGGUGAUACUAAGCUCAAUGGAUCAGUUUCUCUGUUACAAAACAUGACUUCUUUGGUUCAGGUUUGGCUUCAUGGUAACCAAUUUACAGGUCCUUUGCCAGAUUUGUCAGGACUUACUGGCUUGAAGGACUUCAGCUUGCGAGAUAAUCAGUUGACGGGUAUUGUUCCUUUGUCUUUGGUUAAUCUUCCUGGACUUUCUAGGGUCAAUUUGACUAAUAAUUUGCUUCAGGGUCCGACUCCAAAGUUUGAUACUUCUAGAGUUGGUGUGGAUAUGAAAAAUGGGUCUAAUAGUUUUUGUUUAGAUGAACCUGGCGUUUCUUGUGCUAGUCAAGUUAAUACUUUGUUAUCAAUUGCCGAAUCUGUGGGUUACCCUGUGGUGUUUGCACAAAAUUGGAAAGGAAAUAAUCCUUGUGAUGCCUCUCAGACAUGGAAGGGGAUUGUGUGUACUGGCGGAAACAUCACAGUUGUUAAUUUCAAAAAUUUGGGGCUGACGGGCACCAUUUCUUCGAAUUUCUCUCAGCUCACUUCAUUGAGACAAUUGAUACUAUCAGGUAAUUCACUUACUGGUACUAUACCUACUAAGCUUACAACUUUGUCUAACCUUGAAAAGUUAGAUGUGUCAAAUAAUCAUAUUUUUGGUAAAGUGCCGAAGUUUAGACAGAAUGUGGUGGUUAACACUGAUGGAAACCCUGAUAUCGGAAACGAUAGCAGUAGUUUCGCACCUCCGGGGGCACCACCAGGGGUUCCAUCUGGACCUCCUGAUGCUCCUAGUGAAGAAAACAGUUCCUCGGCUAGUGGGAGUAAGAAUACUGGAAAAAUUGUUGGUUCUGUGAUUAGUGCUGUUUGUGGUGUGCUUAUUGUUGUUGGAGGUAUCUGUUUGUAUACCAGGAAACGAAAGCAUUCCAGUAGAGUACAGAGUCCGAACACUGUGGUGAUACAUUCUCAGAUUGCGGGGGAUGGAAAUGGAAUGAAGAUUACGUUAACAAAUUCUAGUGUUAAUGGAGGUGGCAGUGACAGCCAUAGUCUCGCUAGUAGUGGGCCUAGUGACAUUCAUGUGGUUGAGGCUGGAAAUAUGGUUAUCUCAAUCCAAGUUUUGAGGAAUGUGACUAAUAACUUCAGCGAGGAAAAUAUAUUAGGAAAAGGUGGUUUUGGGACAGUGUAUAAAGGGGAAUUACAUGAUGGGACGAAGAUAGCAGUGAAGAGGAUGGAGUCUGGAAUUUUGAGUGACAAGGGCUUGGCGGAGUUUAAGUCUGAAAUUGCUGUUCUUACCAAAGUUCGACACCGCCAUUUGGUGGCACUUCUUGGCUAUUGCUUAGAUGGAAAUGAGAGGCUUCUUGUUUAUGAGUACAUGCCACAGGGGACCCUUAGUAGGCAUCUUUUCAAUUGGAAGGAGGAGGGAUUGAAACCGCUUGAGUGGACUAGAAGGUUGAUCAUUGCCUUGGAUGUUGCUAGAGGUGUUGAGUAUCUUCAUGGUUUAGCACAUCAAAGUUUUAUUCACAGAGAUCUAAAACCAUCCAACAUUCUUCUUGGAGAUGAUCUGCGGGCUAAAGUUGCAGAUUUUGGAUUGGUUCGUCUUGCUCCAGAAAAUGGAAAACGUUCAAUUGAGACAAGACUUGCUGGAACUUUUGGGUAUCUUGCUCCAGAGUAUGCAGUGACUGGACGUGUUACUACCAAGGUUGAUGUGUUUAGCUUUGGAGUGAUUUUAAUGGAGUUAAUCUCAGGUAGAAAAGCCCUUGAUGAAACCCAGCCUGAGGAUAGUGUGCAUCUUGUCACAUGGUUUCGUAGAAUGUAUAUUAACAAGGACACAUUCCGAAAGGCCAUUGACCAAACAAUUGAGCUGUACGGGGAAACCCUUGCCAGUGUAAGCACCGUGGCUGAGCUGGCUGGCCACUGCUGUGCAAGGGAGCCCUACCAGAGGCCUGAUAUGGGUCAUGUUGUAAAUGUGCUUUCAUCUCUAGCUGAGUUGUGGAAACCAUCCGAACAUGAUUCUGAUGACAUAUAUGGAAUUGAUCUUGACAUGACCUUGCCACAAGCACUAAAGAAGUGGCAGGCCUAUGAGGGGAGCGGCAACGUGGAGGACUCUUCUUCAUCAUUCCUUGUCAGUGCAGACAAUACCCAGACUAGCAUAGCAACUAGACCAUCCGGAUUUGCAGAAUCAUUUACCUCAGCUGACGGAAGAUAAAGAAUUCAAAAGUAUAAGGACAAAAAAAAUAUGGGUCUGUUUUGAUGGUUGUAGAGGUUUGCUUUGUUCAUUCCAUCUACCUCUGUUUUUCUUCUUUUUGUGAGGUUUGCUCUAUUUUGCUGGAGAUAGUUUCUUCGUUUUUAUCUGCAGUUUCAGUGCUAGUUUUAUGUUUUUCGGGUGUUGAGAAGUUGUUAAAAUACAAAUUGACAGACUCAAGCAGGAGUGGCUCUCUAAUGUUCAUCCUCUUAAUUAAUGCAUUAUUUGCAAGUAGUUCAACCUUC